UCACCGUGGAAAGAGCGGCACAAAGAAACCUAUGGAGUCUGAGGAAGACGACAGACCUAUGGAGACCACACCCCUGAAUAACAGUGAUGGCUGCCAGGUUCACGUGAGGAAGAAGGCGGUCCCCUUCCACAGAAACCCUGCUACAUGCCUGAUGACGCUGGGCCUGUUAGCUGGAGCUGUUGUCCUUGCCUCCAUAGUGGCUAUUUAUUCAUGGAACACAGACAACCAGCCUAUCUGUAAUGACCCCUGCAAACUUACACUUGUAGAAAGCAUUCCAUGGAACCUGACGUAUGCAGCAGGCUCACCCGCCCACCCAUCCACCUACAGUGCCUGGAUGGGGCUGGUACAGAAGGCACAACAGUCCAUAGACAUUGCCUCUUUUUACUGGACACUCCAGGGAGAAGAUCUCCCUGCUUAUGAUGAAUCAGCAAAUGAGGGCCAAGAAUUUUACGAUGAGCUGCUGCGGGUUGGUCAAGGCGGGAACGUGAAGAUCAGGAUCGCCCAGGACAUCCAUGAUGGAAUAUUUCAGAACGACACGGCCUUCCUCGCCAAGACGGGGGCUGCCGAGGUCAGGUCGCUCAACUUCAGCAGGUUCUACCCCUGGGGAGGGGUGCUGCACACCAAGAUGAUCACCGUGGACGGGAGGCACUUCUACGUGGGGAGUGCAAACAUGGACUGGAGGUCCUUGACUCAGGUGAAGGAGUUGGGAGCAGUAAUUGAGGACUGUCCCUGUCUGGCUCAGGAUGUCGGCAAGCUCUUCUCUGUCUACUGGGACCUGGGCAAGCCUGGCGCUGAACUGCCAUCCUCAUGGCCGGCUGCGUACCAGACUAACUACAACCUACAAACCCCAGUACAGGUGGCAUUCAACGGGACCAACACCAACACGUUCUUAUCAAGUGCUCCCCCAGAGUUCUGUCCCAAAGGGAGGACCACUGAUGUUGACGCCAUCGUGGGCGUGAUCCGAUCAGCGCAGAAGUUUGUGUACAUCGCAGUGAUGGACUACGCUGCAACCACUCUGUACCGGUAUAACAACAACAUUUACUGGCCUGUUAUCGAUGAUGAGCUGAGGAGAGCUGCGUUUGACCGCCAUGUUGAGGUCCGACUGAUGGCAUCCAAAUGGAACCACACCACGCCGGUCAGCUUCCGCUACCUCUGGUCCCUCCAGGACCUGAACUUCACUUCAAAGGACCUCAGUAUUAGUGUAUCCGUCAAACUUUUUGAGGUUCCAGACUAUCCUGAUGUGGAAAAGCAGUUUGAGUAUACUAGGGUCAACCACAACAAAUACAUGGUCACUGACCAAGUAGCAUACAUAGGCACGUCCAACUGGUCAGCUGACUACUUCAUCAACACAGGCGGCAUCGGACUGGUCGUCAACCAGACGUCAGGGCAGCUGGGGAAGAACAGCGUGCAGGAACAGCUGAAAGCUGUGUUUGAGAGAGACUGGAACUCUCCAUAUGCCUUCAGCCUGGAUCACUACUCCCAGGAGAGAUGAAAGAAGCCACUUAAUGCUGCAAUAUUCAGAAGUGUGACCCAUCUUUUAUGUCAUGUAGGAUUUCUGGUAACAUUUCUGUUAAUGUUAAGUAAAUUUGUCAGCAGUCGUUGUGAACGCUGUGUUAUAUAUAUUUCCAAGAGUUUUUGGAAUCUCAGAUAUCUUGUAAUAAUCAUUUAAAUUUGAUAUGUUGGGUGCUUACAAUGUUUUGAAGAUUUAAAGAUAUUGUUGCUAUGCCUAUGAAACAAAAUUGUGUGUGUUGAGAUUAUCAAAUUUGUAUCCUGUAUUAAUGUGACAGUGCAUGAACGAGGUCUUCUUUUUCCUAAUCAGAGAAAAUUUAGCAGCUAUUCUAAGGUCCCAGUGUACAUGUUUUUGUUAUGCUGCCAAGAUAUUU
Branchiostoma belcheri (Belcher's lancelet) is the source of this 1883-nucleotide messenger RNA. Its product is annotated as phospholipase D3-like. The coding region runs from base 32 to 1492 and encodes 486 amino acids. The transcript is spliced from 8 exons. Lineage: Eukaryota; Metazoa; Chordata; Leptocardii; Amphioxiformes; Branchiostomatidae. The record is from RefSeq and is a predicted model, not a curated record. Gene Ontology annotation, molecular function: catalytic activity.